GCCUCGACCACCCAUUCCAUCUGAAGAGCGGUUUGUCUAGCUCUAAAAGCCGUGACCAGAGCCAUUUUUCUCGGAGGCCAUUCGUAACGAAUUAGCCUUACCUGCUAUUUUAUGAGAAGAUUUAAUUGAAAAAAGGAGAACUAUAAACGGUCUCAUGGCCAAUGGUGAAAUUGAAUUGAAAUCACAGGAGACUCCUCUUGUCGAUUUAGAUACAAAGACAAUUGGAUCCGUCUCUAGUUUAAAUCGGCACUCGCAGAUAGAAGAAGAAACCGUGAAAGAAGAACUGACGCUUGCUCUUCCGGAUUAUGAUGAUGUUGCUUAUGGAAGUUAUACUUGGGAAAUAAAAAAUUGGCAUGAACUUGAUAGUCGCGCUUCAAGUCGUAUAUUUGAAGUUGGUGGACGCCAAUUUCGCAUCGUUUACUUCCCACAAGGCAUUUCGCAGUCUUCUGGAUACACGUCCCUUUUCUUAGAAUAUAUACCCUUUAAAGAAGAAAAGGAGAAACAAGACUAUGGCGUGUGCUGCCAGUUCGCACUCAUUAUCUCCAACCUGAACAAUCCUUCUUUACGCGUAGCAAGUGCUGCGCAUUGUCGCUACUCUCCGGAAAUUGCCGAUUGGGGAUUUACCCAGUUUACUGAAACAAAACGGCUUCUUUCGCGCGAAUCUCCCGUUGCACCCCCCAUUGUCGAAGAUGGAGCAUUACGCAUAAACGCUUAUGUUCGAAUUCUCGAUGAUCCCACCGGCGUACUAUGGCACUCUUUUAAUCAUUAUGACUCAAAAUCAAUGACAGGUUACGUUGGCUUGAAAAACCAAGGCGCUACUUGUUAUAUGAAUUCUUUGUUACAGUCUCUGUACAUUAUUGGUGCUUUCCGUAGAAUCGUUUACCAAGUCCCCACAGAAAGAGAGGAAUCAAAAAACGGUAUUGCAUAUGCUCUUCAACGCUGUUUUUAUAAUUUACAAUUUAUGAAUGAACCUGUCCCUACAACUGAUUUGACAAAAUCAUUUGGUUGGGAUUCUUUAGAUUCUUUCAUGCAGCAUGAUGUUCAGGAAUUUAACCGAGUUUUACAAGAUAAUUUGGAGCGAAGCAUGGAAGGCACCAUGGAAAAUGCACUAAAGAAUCUUUUUUCUGGAAAGAUGAAAAGUUACGUUGCUUGCAUGAACGUUAAUUAUGAGUCUGCCCGCACCGAAGAGUUCUGGGAUAUCCAGUUAAACGUUAAAGGAAUGAAAAAUCUAGAGGCUUCGUUCCGUGACUACAUCCAAGUUGAGACUUUAGAUGGAGAUAACUGCUAUUACGCUGAUACGUAUGGUUUCCAAGAAGCAAAAAAGGGUGUUAUUUUUGAAUCAUUUCCUCCCAUCUUACAUCUUCAACUAAAAAGAUUUGAGUAUGACUUUGAAAGAGAUAUGAUGAUAAAGAUUAAUGAUCGUUACGAAUUUCCACUUGAAUUUAAUGCAAAAGCCUUCUUAACUCCUGAAGCUGAUCAAGAUCAAAAUUGUGAGUACGUUCUACAUGGAGUACUUGUUCAUUCUGGCGAUCUCGAUAAUGGUCAUUAUUAUGCUCUCCUAAAACCCCAAAAAGACGGUGGGUGGUACAAAUUUGAUGAUACUAGAGUAACGCCUGCGACCUUGAAGGAAGUUUUAGAAGAAAAUUACGGUGGUGAUUAUAUUGUUCAUCCACCUUUUCGAUCUGCUGUAAAACUUAAAAGAUUUAUGAGUGCUUAUAUGCUUUUGUAUUUGCGAAAGGACAAAAUUGAUGAGUUAAUGGCUCCUGUUCAAAAGGAUGAAAUUCCUAACCACUUAAAAGAGGUACUCGAUGAAAAUAUACGAUUGGUCGAUCAACAGCGAAAGGAACGUUUAGAAAGCCAUCUCUAUACCAAAGUUGAAAUUAUUACUCCAGACUAUUUCGCUAAUCAUCACGAAUUUGAUCUUGUAAAUUUCGGUAAUACAGUUGAUGAGGAAGCUAUGCUUCACUUUAGAAUAAAAAAAGAAUUGAAGUUUUCGGAUCUUGUACCAAUGAUAUCCGAAAAAAUUGAUAUCCCUGCGAAGCGCUUACGCCUUUGGUAUGUAGUUCGCCGACAAAAUUUUACUGUACGUGUGGAAGAACCUGUAAAUGAGUUGACCCUUUCAAUUGAAGAGGCUAAGGAUAAAUGGAACUCGCAAGGCGAGAUCCUUCGUUUAUACUUGGAAAUAUUACCUGAAAAUCAGACAGUCGAUACUCUAAUUAAUGUUUCCUUUGAUUCUCAUGAUGCAUUCUUAUUUAUUAAAUAUUUUGACAGAGAAAGUCAAGAAAUAAUUGGUAGUGGAACGAUUUUUGUCAAUAAAUAUGACAGGAUUGAUUCCAUUUGCCCGGAAUUGUGUGAGCGCGUUGGCUUAUUGAAAGAUACCCCGUUGUACUUAUAUGAGGAAAUUAAACCAGGUUAUAUUGAAUACUUAAGGUUGAAUAAAACCUUUAGUGAGGGUGAACUCGGAACAGGUGAUAUUAUUUGUUUCGAGAAAGCAGUUUCGGAAACGAAGGAUUGGAAAGACAAAAGAUUUCCAACGGCCGUUCAGUUAUAUGAUUUCAUGGCAAACCGUGUACUUAUUACUUUUCGACCAAGGUUUAUUGAUCAAGAGAGCAUUCUUGAGUUUGAACUUGUGCUUGAUCGACGCAUGAAACUAGUAGAGCUUUCUGCGGAAUUAGGUGAAAAAUUAGGUACACAUGCGGACCAUAUUCGGCUUACGACAUGCAGUCCUCUUACAUACUCAGCUAAUAUGGUUAUCCCAAACAAUCCAAACAUCACUCUUUACGACAUAAUUCAUAGUUCUGACGAAGAUACCGUAUCUAAUAUUCUUUUUUACGAGAUUAUGGAUGUUAGUCUUUCUGAUUUAGAUAAAAAGCGACUUUUACGUGUUACUUGGCUUUUUGAAGGACUUGCAAAUGCCGAGCUAAUUGAUGUUUACAUUUAUAAAAUUGGGAAUGUUUCCGAUGUAUUUAAUGCUGUCUGUGAAAAGUAUCCAGAACUAGAAUUGCCUAACCAGAAGGUACGCUUUUAUGAAGUUUUGGAAUACAAAUGGUAUCGGGACAUUAAUAUGCGAACAAUGAUAAGAUCAUUGAACCCUUUUGCUAGGAUUAUUGGAGAGGUUAUACCCGAAGAAGAAAUUAAUUUACAGGACGAUGAGAGAGUAAUAGUUGUCUAUCAUUUCCAUAAAGAUAUCGCUCGAAUGCAUAGCAUUCCUUUCAAAUUUGUGAUAAAGCCGGGAGAGAGAUUUGCUAUUACUAGAGAGCGGCUGCGUUUUCGAACCAUGUACCCGGACAAUAUUUUCUCUGUAAUAAAGUUCGCUAUCAUUGAUUUUGAUAUGCACUCUGUUGUGUAUUUAAAUGAUGACGAUGUUGUUUUCGAGAUUCUUCAACAGUGUAACGGUACCUUGGCUCUGGAUAGAGCUAAAAAAGAAAUUAGAAAGCCUACAAUUCUAGAUCGGGCGAUACAAAUGAAAGGCUAAAGUAUGACAAUAAUAAUGUUUAUUCUUUGCAAUCAAGAUUUUUACUUCACAUUCACUCUACGUCCAAAUGUCUUCAAAGCAGAUAUCCAUAUUCACUAUGUUGAGAUAUACAUAGGUGAAACGUAUAUUAUUAAUGGGUUAGACUUCUCUAACAAUAAUCGUCUAGAUGAUAAUCAUUAAAACUUACAUUAACUAAAUAGCUGAG
Messenger RNA from Schizosaccharomyces cryophilus OY26, 3680 nucleotides. RefSeq names its product ubiquitin carboxy terminal hydrolase Ubp22. Bases 155 to 3475 code for a protein of 1106 amino acids. Gene Ontology annotation, cellular component: nucleus; cytosol. Gene Ontology annotation, molecular function: cysteine-type deubiquitinase activity; cysteine-type endopeptidase activity; protein binding. The record is from RefSeq and is a predicted model, not a curated record. NCBI's taxonomy places the organism in Eukaryota, Fungi, Ascomycota, Schizosaccharomycetes, Schizosaccharomycetales, Schizosaccharomycetaceae. Gene Ontology annotation, biological process: protein deubiquitination; regulation of protein stability. The transcript is spliced from 3 exons.